Carassius auratus (goldfish) is the source of this 3729-nucleotide messenger RNA. Its product is annotated as brain-derived neurotrophic factor-like. Gene Ontology annotation, biological process: negative regulation of neuron apoptotic process; modulation of chemical synaptic transmission; nerve growth factor signaling pathway. Lineage: Eukaryota; Metazoa; Chordata; Actinopteri; Cypriniformes; Cyprinidae. Gene Ontology annotation, cellular component: dendrite; synaptic vesicle; axon. The record is from RefSeq and is a predicted model, not a curated record. The transcript has 2 exons. The coding region runs from base 2501 to 3307 and encodes 268 amino acids. Gene Ontology annotation, molecular function: growth factor activity; nerve growth factor receptor binding.
CAGAAAAGUAUCUCUUACCACAAUUCUUUUAAGUUGGAAAAACCUUGUUCUUCUGUCAAGAGUGGUUUUGGUUCUUAAUCCCUCCAUGACAUGAAUAUUUAAGCAAAUACAGUUGUGGGGGGAUCAAGAUCAUGCAGACCAAUCUAUCCUGUCCUACCUGCCCCUUUUCCAAACAAUCAAGCAGGUGCAUGUGGUCUUUUUGCCAAAACCGUAGAGCUGCCACUCAUGGCCAAUUAAAGUACAAUCAUGUUUUAUAGUGAAAGGCGUUUGAACGUGCUCCUACCAAGCCCCGACCAUAUGGAUCAAAUACAGCUGUGUGGAUUAAGUAUUACACCAAGCCUUCAGCACCUUACUUUGUAGAGAGCUUGAAAGAUCACUGAAGGCUGGAUGGUUUCUCAUGUGAGAGGUUUGAUUGAUGGAAACCUUGUUUGUUGGUUAUUCAAUGCCUUAUAAUGAAUCUGACUUCAAAGGUCUAACAAAUGGGGCACGGAAAGCAUGAAUUAACAGCUUUGUUCACAUGACAGUUGAACGGAUUAUUUCGGCAUCGACCAUGAAAGUCCUCUUCUUUAUUUUAGACAUUUAAACACACCUGAAACCAUGAAGAUAUUCUGUUUUUUCAACCGCAUUACCACUCACUUUCUUUGACCCGUAAAAACACCUGUACCGCCUUGUGUACACAAACACAACUCGUGUUUGCACAUCAUACCAUAUGAUGACAGGAUAUUGAUAUCGCAUUAUAAUGUGCAGCUCAAACACAUGCAUAUUAAAAGCAAAACAAACAUGUCCGUCAAGGUAAUCUUGUCUCCCCUCGCUGCUUUGAAUGAGACAGAAGGUCUCAGUAAUUGCCAACUCAGUCCCAGAGCAAUAAAGUGAUUCAUCGUCUAGAUUACGUUUUAACAGGAAGUUGAUUGAGAGCAUAAUCCAUAGUGAUUCUCUUGAUGGAAACAGGAAAUAGCAGAGUUAGAAAUAAAAUUGCUUGUUGUUCCUGGUGAGAAGGGACCCCAGAGAAAAAUGGAAAGCAAUUGCGAGCUGAUGGGUGGCACUGGCCCCUAGCACCACUCCUUCUAGCCCCACUGCCCUUUUCCUCUCAUCCCCCUUUGAGAGCAGAGAGAGACGUCAUUAGGGUUGUUGUGCUCUUGGCCUCCACCCCCUGCCACACAACUACACACCGGUGCUCUAGUCUAAUUAGGAGGGAAAGAUACAAUUCAGACAGCACUGUGCGCCAAAGUUCAGCAGUCAACAAUAACUGACCUUUGCCCUUGCACAUGAUACCUCGAGUCGUGUAACUCUAAUAUAUUUAAGGUUAUGUAUAACCAGUAGGAUUUGGAUGAGAAAUGGCUUUAGUACUCCACCUGCUGUCAGGGAGGGCAACAGAGGGGAUUGAAGUGUCAGCAUGAUUGAUGCUGGUAUUUCAUUCAGAAGCCUCUGCAAUAUAUAUAAAUACUUCUCUCAUUAGGGAGACGACAGAUGUUUGCUAAUUGGGAUCAUCCUGAAACUGGGGCGGUUACUGAGCUAUGCGACUCUGUGUGUGCGUAGACCCACGUUAAGGUUGUCUUGAGAGUAGGAAGGCUGACAAUAAUGCAUCCGUCCUCACAGGCACGACACAUCUGGAGGAAUGAAAUAAGACAGAAUCACUGAAUAAUCCUCAGGCAGACACUUUAAAUUCCGCUCUAUAUUCAGCAAAGGUAAUUGCUGACGAUGUAAGAAGCUUUUCCUGUUAUGGGGAAAGCUGACUGACUGAAGUAUCUUUUGACGCAUGCAGAAGCAGCUUGUACACACAUUUUGCGCGUUGCCUGAUUUGAUUAAGAUUGAUCUGUCCUCCACAGCUGUAUCCUCGGCUCUUGGUUUUUCCAUGCUUGUUUUUGACCAUUUGAGAGGAGAUGCUCCCACCCCAUCCCCCUAGCCAAACACACACAUACAUGGUGGUGCACACACACGCUCACACACAACCCUCGUGGACUGCGACGUCACUGAGCGAGGGGACUUUGAGCUCAUUAAGUAGAGGGCUGUGAUAUUCUGAAUCGAGACUGUGGGACUCCCAACUGGCCUAUUUAUAGAAAGCACAUCUCCAUGGCAGUCAUCGCUGCGCUAGCAAAUCGCAGCCGUGGCCCCAGACACCAAUUAAGAAUGAAACAAAUGCCUUUUAGACAGGGCGUGUCCCUCCUUCUGUCCUACCGGCCCGUGCUGCCUUCUGCUCUGGGAGCGGAUCCUCCCUCUGCCUCUUCCUGAGGCUGCGUGGGGCAUCAGGAGGACAGCACACAGAGAACUGGCGAAGGCUUGCUGCGGUGCUGGAUAUUUUUAAAAUGCACCCCUCCUCCACCCCCCUUUCCCCACGCCUACCUCUCCCCUUCUCAUCAGAAAAGUGAGAGUAAUGGGUAUUUUUUGUUGUUGUGUAUGCAUGUUGCCCUGUCUGUCCGUAUGCGCUGGGAUGCCGUUGGAUGCAAUGAAUUGCAGUGACUCAUAGAGGGACUUCAGAGAGUUCCAACAGGUUAGAAGAGUGAUGACCAUCCUGUUCGUUACUAUGGUUAUUUCAUACUUCAGUUGCAUGAGAGCUGCGCCCAUGAGAGAGAUCCCGGGCGUGCAGGGGGGCCACCGGGCCGAGGGCUACCUGGGCGCUGCUGCCGCCGCUGCCAUCACCUCGGGCAGCCGAGGCCACGGGACUCCACAGAGUGGGGGCGCGCUGCCCUCGUUCGCAGACACUUUCGAGCAGGUGAUUGAGGAGUUGCUUGAAGUGGAAGGAGAAGCGACGCAGCAACUGGACCCCGGGGCCGACCAGGGCCAAGGAGGGGGUGGUCCCGCAGCCAUGGCUGACUCGAAGGACGUUGACAUGUACGCCUCGCGGGUGAUGAUCAGCAACCAAGUGCCUUUGGAGCCGCCGUUACUCUUUCUCUUGGAGGAAUACAAAAACUACCUGGACGCCGCCAACAUGUCGAUGCGCGUGCGACGGCACUCGGACCCCGCACGGCGAGGGGAGCUCAGCGUUUGUGACAGUAUUAGCCAGUGGGUGACGGCCCUGGACAAAAAGACAGCCAUAGACAUGUCGGGCCAGACGGUCACCGUCCUGGAGAAGGUCCCCGUGACUAACGGUCAGCUGAAGCAAUACUUUUACGAGACCAAAUGCAACCCUUUAGGGUACACAAAGGAGGGCUGCCGAGGAAUAGACAAGCGGCACUAUAACUCGCAAUGCCGGACAACCCAGUCUUACGUGCGAGCCCUUACCAUGGAUAGCAAAAGGAAGAUCGGCUGGCGGUUUAUACGGAUAGACACUUCGUGUGUAUGCACAUUGACCAUUAAGAGGGGCAGAUAGUGUACACAAUGUAUAGAUUUUAUUGAGAGUUCUAAAAAAGAGAGAGAAAAAAGAAAAUAUCUAUUUGUAUAUAUACAUAACAGGGUAAAUUAUUCCGUCAGAUGAAAAUUUUAUGGACUGCAUGUAAAAAAGAUGAAGUUUAUACAGUAAAAGUGAUACUACAGUCUAUUUAUUGAACAUAUUCAUGAUCUUGUAAACAAUUAAAAAAAGAUCUGAUCAGUCAUUUGCGCCCAGUUCAAAUUACUAUAUCACAUUCCUCAAGACAUUGUGUUUUUUACGUUGCCAAGAUUUUGAGAGAUGAGGAGAGGAGGGGGUGAGGAAGAAUUACAUUCAAGAAAAAAAAAAAAAAACUAAACAAUAAAAAAAAUUGCAUGCUGCUUCAAUUGUGAAUUGAGACACUGUCCACUUUGGGAAAACAAGGA